CUCUCAGCUCCUCAGGUCAAUCAUGGAACUAUGACUUUACACACACCCGAACUGAAGUUCAUCUUAGAAUUAUAAAGAAAGAGAUAAAGAAAGUUAUGUUUGAGGUGAGAAAAGAAGAAAAACAUUUCACUUGGUAUCAGGUUUGACCUGUUAGGUGGACUUCAAAGCAAAAUACCUUUCAGAGCUCAGGAACUGACAAAGCAGGCUAAGAACAGAUUCCUGAAGACAUCAUGGCAGCAUGUGUCCUACUAAUGCUAUUGGCAGUACUGAGGUUAACUUCAGCUGAAGAUUUUCAUGGGGAUAACAUUAGUUUUAUUAAGCCACACAAGGACCCUGAUGGAAAUAUUCAGGUGGCCUUCCAUCACCAACAGAAUGGCAGGAAUAACUGUGUUCAUUCAUCACCUUUUACAUGUGAGGAGUGUAAAAGCUUCGUCCACAGUAUUGUCAUGCAAACAGACCAGGACAACACGGGCCAGGGCAGAUGGUGUCAAUCUGGCAGAUUUACCCAGGCAAACGUCUUACUGAAUGUUUCCCAUAUUUCUCUGAGUAACAAAGGUUGCUGUUGGGCAACUAACAAUGACAUGAAAACUAAUUGGACAGCCUAUGCCCAUAUGGACCUCAGAACACGAUCGGACACUGAAACCCUUAACAACUGUCCCGUAACGACUACCGUGUCCUCCUUAAGGGUGCACCAGAACUGUUUUUCAAAUAUGCAUCUUUUAGCAUAUGAUCCAGAUGGAGAUCACGUGAAGUGUCACUGGCCUGCAGAUGCUGCGGUUCAUAAAAAUAUCACUCUCAAUGAGAAUACUUGCACACUUGAAAAGACAGGGCAUGUCAGCGAAGGUGUCUAUGUAUUUGAAAUCAUGCUUCAGGAUUUUCCCACAAAAAGAAUCAGUUUGUCCAAUGGAAAUGGAACCUCGAAAUACUGGGAAACCUCAGAUGAAAACGCAUCACCUCUUUGCAAGCUAAAACUGCAGUUUUUACUGAAAAUCCUCCCUUCACUGCCGAUUUGUGAACUUGGUCAUGUGCAACCCAACUUUUUGGACCCAACACCCAAACAUGGUGAUGUGCUUCAUGCUACAGUUGGUGACGAAUUGGUUCUUCACACCAAAGCACAGGCUCAUCGUGCUACCAUUAAUGGCUUUCAGGUCAGCGGCCCGCACAAUAUGAAUAAAGAGUUCGCUGAUGGUGAACAUGGAAAAGCUGACCUUACCUUAACCUGGACACCACAACAUAGUGAUGUGUACAGAGUUGUACCAGUCUGUUUCACUGCAGAGACAAAUGAAUCCCAAUCAGAGAUGAGGUGUGUUGUUGUCAUGGUGAGCAAACCAGCAUCCUUUCAUGAUGGAGUGAAUGAGGGAAUGUUUGAAUCAUCAUUCACGCUCACAGGUCCAACAGUUGUGACCUGCGCAGGCAACCGGAUGAUGGUUGCUAUUAAGAGAUCAACAUUGCCUGAUGUGGAUGUGAACUCUCUCUCACUGAAUGACCCUUCAUGUUUGGUCACUUAUAACGCCACUCACAUCAUUGGCUCCAUGUUGUUCAGCAACUGUGGCACAACUAUUGAGGAUGAAGAAAAGUAUAUUUUUUUCAGGAAUCAGAUCCAAACCUUACGCGAUCCAUUGAAAGUUGUAUUCCGAAGAAAGACGGUGAAGAUUGGGUUCUCUUGCCAGUUCCCCAAAACAGCCACAAUCUCCUCAAGUUAUGACAUUCAGAAGUCUGAUUACAUUUUCAGCCACUCCAGACUCGACACUUUUAGCUAUUUAUUUGACGUUUAUACGGAUGGCAGCUUCACAAAUAAGGUGCAGCCAAGUGCUUUUCCAGUGCAGGUCGACUUUCUUCAAAACAUUUAUUUGAGCCUGAAGGCAGAGUCAGGACUGGCAAAUGUACGUUUGUUUUUGGACUCAUGUAAAGCCACCCCUGAUGACAACCCUGACAAUGAUGACUUCUAUGACCUUGUCAAGGAGGGGUGUGUCAAGGAUCCGUCUUUAAGAGUCGAAACGGUUGAUAGAUUGUCAUUCCACUUGGAGUUUCAAGCUUUCAGAUUUGAUGGAGACAAUGAUCAGGUCUACAUCACCUGCACAAUCCUCAUGUGCGACGUGAACGAUCUCCUGUCCAGAUGUGCCAUGGGUUGUCUGAACGAGGAGUUCCGCAGGCGCAGACGAGCAGUGGGCAUGCAGACCUCCAUGCAAUCCAUGACUCAGGGUCCUUUUCAGUUUGUCAGUGAGGCUCUUCCUAGUGGAGCUGUACAUCACAACAAUGCUGAGAUGAUGAGAGAGGAUGCUGAGAUGAUGCAAGCUGAUGUGAGAGAGAACGCCGACAUGGACGAUGUUUAUGUGAUGAAAAAGAGUGACGCUCCAAAGCCAGUUUCUGGAGAAACCAAAUUGAGCAGAGUACGAAUGGAAAUGAAGAAGAUGCUCAGCACCAACAUCAGCACUAUGGUCUUUGGUGGUGCGUGCUCAUUGUCUGUGGUAGUGUCGGCUGUGGCUAUCGCCUACCACGCACGAAAGAGCAAAGGAAAGGACCAGAAGCCUCUUCUGGCUUCUUAAUGUGACAGACUGACUGACUUACCUGUUCAUGGUUGGAUGGAUUGGUUUGGACCUUUGCCUCUUCGUUGUGAAUGUUGUCAUGGCAAUAAGUUAUUUACUAGAUAGGGGCAUAUAUGCUAAGGGAGAAGUGUGUAAUGAGUUUGGUCAUCAAGGUAUGAUAAAAACAACGGUUAUCAUACAUAUAUUAUCCAGUAAUGAAUCUCAAGACAAUGACGUUGUAUUAUAAGCAUAUACUGCGAUUGGCUGGCAAACAGCUCAGGGUGCCCGAAGACAGUCCUAAAAUAAGCUCCAGUACGCCUGCGCAAUCCUCAAGAGUCAAGAGGCUUAAGCGACUUGGAUAAUGGAUGGAUCAGAAUCUAACCACAUCUCCCAAAGUCCGAAUGAUAUGAAUACACAUCAAUGCUGGAAAACCUAGAAAACAAAUUUGUUCCACCAUUGACAUGGGCAAAUUGAACUUUGGGAUACUUGUAGUCUGUCUCUUUUGUUGAAUCUUAAAAUAUCCAUGCAUUAUCUGAUCUGCUUAUAAUUAUACUUCAAAAAUGUAUUAAUUAAUAUGAACACAUCCACUAAAGCCUUUCUUUUCAAAUGAAUGUUAGAGGGCUUAUAGUAUUUGAUUAUUUUACCCUUAUAUUUGAACGCAUCGGGCAUAAUUCCACUGAUGCGGCCAUUUUGUGCUACAACACAACUGCUUUGUACUUUAAAAAAAAAAAAAAAAAAAAAUCGCCACUGAUGAAAAUGUAGAUGGAGAGUAAAGUGAAAAUGACACAAUGUAUGAAUUCUGGAUGCCAAAAAGAGGACUUUAUGGAUUUAAAAAAA
Hippocampus comes (tiger tail seahorse) is the source of this 3362-nucleotide messenger RNA. RefSeq lists its product as uncharacterized. The transcript is spliced from 14 exons. NCBI's taxonomy places the organism in Eukaryota, Metazoa, Chordata, Actinopteri, Syngnathiformes, Syngnathidae. The record is from RefSeq and is a predicted model, not a curated record. Bases 231 to 2546 code for a protein of 771 amino acids.